Messenger RNA from Candidozyma auris, 2577 nucleotides. RefSeq names its product dynamin-like GTPase SEY1 (gene NAG6). The transcript has a single exon. Bases 1 to 2577 code for a protein of 858 amino acids. Gene Ontology annotation, cellular component: endoplasmic reticulum. The record is from RefSeq and is a predicted model, not a curated record. Gene Ontology annotation, biological process: endoplasmic reticulum membrane fusion. Lineage: Eukaryota; Fungi; Ascomycota; Pichiomycetes; Serinales; Metschnikowiaceae. Gene Ontology annotation, molecular function: GTP binding; GTPase activity.
AUGUCUGAUUUACUGGAGCAAUUUCAGGCCGAACAAAUCAAGGUUGAUGAGGAGAUUAUCACAUCUCAACAGGAAGAAUCCAAUCAGGAUAAAUCUUCUAGAAGCUCAUCUGGCUCCUCCUUCGUGCCAGUGGACCAUAUCCAAGAUGCCAUUCAGGUAAUAGACGAAAAUAAAAAGUUCAACGGUGAGUUGUUGAACUACAUAAGUAGCUCUCCAGACCGUCUGGGUCAAGGGGACUACAGGAUCAUCUCCGUUUUUGGCUCUCAGUCCACUGGUAAAUCUACAUUGCUCAACCACUUGUUCAACACCAACUUUGAUGUCAUGAAUGAGGUUAACAGGCAGCAAACCACCAAAGGUAUUUGGUUGGCCCACAGUCCUGGCGUAACCCACCUGGCAAAAUCAGUUUCUCCUGAAAAUGUGCUUGUAAUGGAUGUCGAAGGUACCGAUGGUAGAGAGCGUGGAGAGGACCAGGACUUCGAGCGUAAGGCUGCUCUUUUCGCCAUGUCUACCAGCGAGGUGCUUAUUGUCAAUCUUUGGGAGACACAAGUUGGUCUCUACCAAGGUGCAAACAUGGGGUUACUCAAGACAGUGUUUGAAGUUAACUUAUCCCUCUUUGGCAAGGCCAAGUUGCAGAAUAAUGAACACAAGGUUCUCCUCUUGUUUGUUAUCAGAGAUCAUCUUGGUGUCACUCCAGUUGAGUCUCUUGCAAGAACAAUCGAGCAGGAUUUGUUGAAGAUCUGGGACAAUUUGAACAAGCCCGCAGACGUGAGCCAUCUUAAUUUCGAUGACUUUUUUGACUUGGCUUUCCACACCCUCAGCCACAAGGUUUUGCAGUAUGAUAAGUUCAAGAGUGAUAUCAAGUUGUUGGGAAACAGGUUUGUGGACGAAAGUGAUCCAGGCUUCUUGUUCAGGCCAUUUUACCACCAUGACAUCCCAAUCGAAGGUUGGACAAUGUAUGCGCAGAGCUGUUGGGACCAGAUUGAUAAUAACAAGGAUUUGGAUCUUCCCACGCAGCAAAUCUUGGUGGCUAAAUUCAAGUGUGACGAGAUCGCAACCCAAUGUCUUGAGGAAUUCGAAGAAAAAUUCCAGGCGUUUGAACAAGAUGCUCGCGAGACCGUUUUACAGGGAUCCGCAGUUCUUUAUGAGGAAAUUGGGCUGAGUUUGAAGGAUAUCAGGGAGGAUAUUCUCGAAGAAUACGAUGCCCUGGCCUCGAAGUACAAUAAGAAAGUCUUUGAACAAAAGAGAGAGAUUUUGUCGGACAAAGUUAUCCUGAGAUUGCGUGCUGUGUUCCUGAUUUAUGCUGAAUACUUGACGACGACAACUACCAAAGAGUUGACCUCUGCCUUGAGAAAGAAGUCGUCCAAGUAUGGCUCCUUUGCAGAGAAGGUUCAAGGCCUCACCUCCUCGACCGUAGAAAGGUAUGCGGCCAGCCUUGCUCUUCUUUCUAUUGGUGGAUCUAUUCCUACUAACUCCCAUGUCAAUGCUCUUCAGGAAAACAUCAACCUGCUUGUUGCUAAGCAACAGCUUGUCGAGUUAAACAACAUCAUCAGUAAAUCGUUAAAGAAGAUUAAUAAUGGCUUGUCUACGGCUAUCCUUGACCAAAUCUCCAAACCAAACAAGGAUACGUGGGACUAUAUUUUGGAGCGUUUCAAUGACCUAAGAUCUACUGCAUUGAACAAGUAUCAGACAGAUCAUGGGUACGACUUUGGUCUUGCAACAGAGAAAGCAGUCAAUGACAACGCCUUGUCUACGUUGGAGUUCAAGGCAUGGGAACUCUUUGACCAAUUGAUCCGGAAGUAUAUUUCUAAGGACAAUUUGUUGAACAUUUUGAAGGACAGAUUUGACGAGAAGUUCCGCUACGACGAAAAUGGCGUUCCAAGAUUGUAUCAAAAGAGUCAAGAGUUGGAAACGAGCUUUGCGGACUCGAAGGACUAUGCAUUGGAGGCACUUCCCAUCCUUUCGUUCGCUAGACUAUCAAAUGGUGCAGAACUCAGACCAAAAUACGACGUUCGUAACAAGGCCUUACAGCGCAAGUAUGCCACCGUAAGAGUCUCGACCGAAGAGGAGGACGAUCAAUAUGAAAGUGAGGUUGAUGAUGACGACGAGGAAGAUGAAGAUCAGUGCUUUGCGCAGAUUCUUACGGAGGCAGAUAAGAGUGAUGUUUUGAAUAGGUUUAGAAGAGAGACGGAUGCGAGAUUCGUGGAGACCAAGCGCUCUAUUUUGCAGCUGGUGACACAAAUCCCAAUGUGGGUGUAUGUUGUGAUUGUUGUGCUCGGAUGGAACGAGUUUAUGGCGAUUCUACGUAACCCAUUCUUCUUUACGCUUCUCAUCAUGUUUGGUGCUGGCGGCUACAUCCUAUGGCAGAUGAAUUUACUCGGUCCCUCUAUGGUGGUCGCACAAAGGGCAUUUGAUGAGGCUGUUGCAAUGGGCAAAGAAAAACUACGCGAAUUUUUGAUUGACGAGUCAGCCCAGCAUGGUCACAAUCUAAGCACGAUCAGUGGGCAAAGCAAAAACCUAAGUGAGGUGGUCUCUGAGGCAAGAGUUGAGCAGCCUGAAGACAGUGAUGAAAAUCAAUAG